UCGAAUCACGUCCAUGGAAAGUACGUCCUCCAUGUUUCGCCGCUAUAUAUUGGCGAAAUGGAACCAUUUGUUAUGUCUCUCCAACUAGCUGGAGCUAACCAUUGAAUCAGAAGCGCAAUGUUUACGAGGAAUCCCAAAGCUUUCUUGUUAUUGUUUGGAUGUUUACUCCAGACCUACUUUUCACUUGGAAAACAAGGAAGAACGAAAGAACUAAUACUUCGAGGAACAAAGUCCGAUGGAUCUCAAAAAAGUACCAUGAAAAUGAAUAUCAGCCAAAACAGGAUUCAAGAGAAAUAUGCUGGCAAGUUAUUCGGCCGCAAAAAUACUGCGAAAAUGGAAAUUCAUCGAUCUGUUAUAGGACUGCACUGGAAUAAAAUCAAACACGGAAGGUCCCAUAGUGGGAGGCUUAUGGAAGGAAUAGGAAGACGACAAAUGAUAGCGCCUGGAUAUUACCAAGCUGAGUGUUCUGAGAAAAAGCCUUGCAAAGAAGGAAUGUACUGUAACGUGCUCUACUGUGAAAAAUGUCAUAAACUUAACGUAGGCUGCAACAGCAAGGACCAGUGUUGUAAGGGAUUGGUCUGCACUUUUGGAAGAUGUGAGAAGAAGGCAGAAGGGGAUCCAGGCACAUUCUGUGAGAAGGACAGCGAUUGUAAAGAGGCGUGUUGCGUUUUGGAACCAACAAUCAACUCCCACUUGCCGAUAUGUAAGCCAACCUUGGAGGAGUACCAUCAGUGCGCGGCCAUUUUGUAUCGAAAAAUAUGGGUAGGAGAAAAGCCUGACUGUGGACCGUGUAAGCCUGGGCUCGAAUGCGCUCAAAAAGGUGUGUUUGGAAGUCAUGAAGUGUGUAUGAAGCCAGACUAAGUGAUCAUCAAGUUCAGGAGACUACUUAAGAAGAAACUUGCUCGGUAAAGUCUACUUCGUCCCAGAACCGAAUCAGUUACUCAGUGCUCUG
Molecule: messenger RNA, 952 nt
Organism: Pocillopora verrucosa
Lineage: Eukaryota; Metazoa; Cnidaria; Anthozoa; Scleractinia; Pocilloporidae
Product: dickkopf-related protein 3
Biological process (GO): negative regulation of canonical Wnt signaling pathway
Molecular function (GO): co-receptor binding; receptor antagonist activity
Source: RefSeq, a predicted model, not a curated record